Molecule: messenger RNA, 1754 nt
Organism: Arabidopsis thaliana (thale cress)
Lineage: Eukaryota; Viridiplantae; Streptophyta; Magnoliopsida; Brassicales; Brassicaceae
Gene: CYP705A27
Product: cytochrome P450, family 705, subfamily A, polypeptide 27
Exons: 2
Coding region: 4-1605 (533 amino acids)
Cellular component (GO): membrane
Molecular function (GO): heme binding; oxidoreductase activity, acting on paired donors, with incorporation or reduction of molecular oxygen; monooxygenase activity
Source: RefSeq, marked reviewed
ACAAUGGCAGCAAUCACCGUUGACUUUCAGCUCUGCUUCAUCUUCAUCCUCCUAGGAAUCUUCUCACUCUUCUGUCUCUCUGCUUUCUUCUUCAAGAAACCAAAAGACCCACAACUUCAAGGCUGUGGUCUACCUCCGAGCCCACCCUCUCUACCGGUCAUAGGUCAUCUUCACCUUCUCCUCUCUGUUCCAUGUCUCAAAUCCUUUCAGAAACUCUCCUCCAAGUAUGGUCCCCUCCUUCACCUUCGUGCAUUCAAUAUCCCAAUAGUUAUAGUCUCUUCCGGCUCCAUGGCCAACGAAGUUUUGAGGACCCAAGACCUGAACUUUGCUACCCGUCAACGUGAGGUUUCUAUAAUGGAAAAAUCAUUACUUUUUGGAUCUUUUGGCUUUGUCUCAGCUCCUUAUGGAGAUUACUGGAGAUUCAUGAAGAAGCUCUUAGUCACAAACCUUUUCGGGUCUCAUUCCCUCGAGCAGACACGGCUCAUUCGUGAGAAAGAACUCAAGACUUUCCGUACUAUGUUGUUCGAUAAGGCGGCAAAGAAGGGGACAGUUGAUGUUGGUAAAGAGAUGAUGAAGCUAACGAAUAACAGCAUUUGCAGGAUGAUAAUGGGGAGGAGGUGUUCAGAGGAGAACAGUGAAGCAGAGAAAGUCGAAGACUUGGUGAUCAAAUCAUUUAGUUUGGUGAAGAAGGUCCUUAUAGCUAACACGGUUGGUCGACUUCUCAAGAAGUUUGGGAUCUCUCUGUUUGAGAAGGAAAUCAUGGAGGUCUCGCAGAGGUACGAUGAAUUGCUGGAAAAAAUUAUUAAAGAACACGAAGAGGAUCCGAACAAGAAAGAGGAUAGAGACAUGAUGGAUGUUCUGUUGGAAGUUUGUGCAGACGACAAGGCUGAGGUUAAGAUUACCAGGAACCAAAUCAAAGCGCUUAUUGUGGAGCUUUUCCUUGGAGGCACUGAUACUUCAGCACAAACAAUACAGUGGAUAAUGGCCGAACUCAUUAACCAUCCCGAGAUUCUUAAAAUAUUAAGAGAAGAGAUAGAAUCUGUUGUCGGAACAACGAGGUUUAUUCAAGAAACAGAUCUCUCAAACCUGCCGUAUUUGCAGGCUGUGAUGAAAGAAGGACAAAGACUACACCCACAUUCGCCAAUGUUGGUGAGGAAUGCAACCAAAGGAUGCAAGAUUGGAGGGUACUACAUACCGCAGAACACAACGAUGCUAAUAAACACCUAUGCGAUGAUGAUAGAUCCAGAUUCAUGGGAAAAUCCAGACAAGUUUCAGCCCGAGAGGUUCAUGGUGUCUCCUUCAAAAGGGAAAGACGAUGAGAGAGAACAGCUAGCUUUGAACUUCAUUCCUUUCGGGAGCGGAAGAAGAGCAUGUCCAGGAGAAAAAUUGGGCUAUCUCUUCACUGGAGUAGCCAUUGGAACAAUGGUACAGUGUUUUGACUGGAUAAUCGAUGGAGAUAAGGUUAACGUGGAAGAGGCUGGAGAAAUGACGCUGACCAUGGCUCAUCCACUUAAAUGCACUCCUGUGACUCGAGUUAACCCAUUAGCUAGCUUUGAAUCUGAAGAUCCUAAGUGGUUGAUGGAGGAGUUUGAUAUGUAUUGUUGAAGUUGCAGACAUAUGUCUGAAACUAAUAAUGGAACAUGCUGUCUUUGUUUUUUCAUAUGGAGUUUGAUCACUAAUAUUGUUGUUUCAUAACAGAACUUGUUGUCUUUAUGUAUUUCUGCUGUUUCACAACAGAACUUGUCUUUAUGUAU